Molecule: messenger RNA, 3314 nt
Organism: Linum trigynum
Lineage: Eukaryota; Viridiplantae; Streptophyta; Magnoliopsida; Malpighiales; Linaceae
Source: the annotation of a GenBank genome assembly
CAGCAAUAUAGCCAGUUGACCAGCUAAAAUGGUUGUGUGGAAUCAGCUGUUGUAAAUCAUGAAGGGGCCAGGUUUUAGUAACAAUUGAGACACUUCAAGUCAGACUUGAUGUUCUCAUGGUUUGUGUAGUAACCUGUAUAACUUUGCCCAACUAAGGUUGUGAUUCUUAUGAGUUCCUGUAAAAAUUGAACUGACUUUUGUUUAUCGCUUAAAGCUGCUUUAUUUACAUGUUUCAGAUUCAAUUAAGCAUAUCUUAGGGGUUGAUUGUGAAGUCGUCUUCGAAUCAGAGGGUGACUGUUCUUUCUUUUUCCGCAUAUGGAAUCUUAUCGAAACUUAGACCACAGAAGUUGAUAGUUUGAUGAAGAUGUGAAGGCUCUGAUUAGAGCAUGCUUCCUCUUGUAAGAUAAUUGGCUUCAGUUUUCAAACGUCCUUCUUUUGUAUGAUGGGGCCAGAGGAAGUUGGGAGUGGGUCGCCUGCUCUUGAAGGGGGAGAUGUGGAGUGUUGGUCAAGCUGUCUAGUUACACAUUUCAGAUACUUCUUCAUGGUCGAAAAGGAUGGCAGAAGAGAUGGGUUUGAUCAACUUGAAAAUGAAAAACUCAAGAAAGUCUUAUGAACUGUGCUUGGUAUUAAGUCUUAUCCAGUAUUUCAGCGGACUGUAUCCAUCUGCUUUCCUUUCUUUUUCACGCAACUAAUAGUUCAUUGUGGUGCUCCAUGGAAGUAAUGAUUUGUCAAAGUCAAUGUGGCAACAAUCACUUCUGAUGCAAUCUCAUGGUCACAAAUUUACUUGUGGUCUUUUUCCCAUACUUUCGGAGCGUUGUGUUGAAUUUUGUCAAUAGUACUCCUAAUCGCAUAAAUAGUGGAGAAUUGAUGGAAUCAAUGCUUUUAGAGCUUAUGCUUAAUGUUUUUAUUUUGUUUUAGCUGCUGCAAAACAAUCCCAUCAAGUCGCAACAUAAGAGUUCUUUUUUUUUCUUCUUGAUUUUCAGGUACCGAGCCAUCACUAGUGCUUACUACCGAGGAGCUGUUGGUGCGUUGCUUGUCUAUGAUGUGACUCGACACUCUACCUUUGAGAACGUGGCAAGGUGGCUGAAGGAGUUGAGGGAUCAUACGGACCCCAAUAUCGUGGUCAUGCUGAUUGGGAAUAAAUCGGACCUCAGGCACCUGGUAGCUGUCCAAACCGAGGAUGCCAAAGCAUUUUCGGAGAGGGAGUCCCUCUAUUUCAUGGAGACAUCAGCUCUCACUGCAACAAAUGUGGAGGGUGCAUUCACUGAAGUCCUGAGCCAGAUAUACAAGAUUGUGAGUAAGCGGGCUGUUGAGGGAAGUUCUGAUGGAAGUACCUCUGUUUCUCUUAAGGGAGAGACCAUAGAUGUCAAGCAGGAAUUGUCUGUUCUCAAGAGAAUGGGGUGCUGCUCAAGUUAAUUUGGGUUUAUGGUGGGUAAUUCUUUUAGCUGGGAAAUUGGGUUGUAGCUAAGAAGAUGCACAUAAGGCUCCUGUUUAGAACGGAAUCGGGUGGGAACAAGGAAAAUACUGGAUUUGGAUUCCUGAGUUUGGCGGAACAAAGGAGAAAUCGUUUCUACUAGAACAUGGGGAAGCACUCGGUUUAAGUCGCCUUUGUUUGGGGGUAAUUUGUAUGGCUGUGUUUCUUGUAUUAUAUGCUGCAACUGAACAAGAAUUGCAGAUGACGUACCAUAGUCAUGUAUUCUUAUUACUUGUUACACUAUUUACUUCUUUUCAUAUGUGACAGGUAGCGCCUUGGAAUGAUUUAUCUCUUAUUAUAAUUACAAUUAGGGAUUGUAGGCGGCCACUUUCUUACUUUUUUUCCGGUCUUUUCAUAUAAAUAUGCACGUAAGUGGCUCGCCACUAACUACUCAAUCCCAAUCAUAGGCCAAGUAUAACCUAUGAUCAGGUGAGUAUAGAGCAAGUUAUUCAAUUAUCAAAUUCAGGCGAUCUAUAUAUCCUUACUUCAACAAUCUACAAAUUAUCUAGCACUCAAAAUGUUAUUUAUAACUAAUUAACUAAGCAAGCAAUUAAAAUUAUAUUUAAUUCAAGUGAGAAGACUUUACUCGGAUGAUUAUCCCCCCUAGUCCCGUGUUGAGAUGAGAAUGUGAUACUCUAGUACAAUAGGCAAGUUCAUAUACCGUUAAGAGAUAUAAAAUAGCUAGGACCCCCUAUUUGAAUGCAUCCUAGCCUGAUACUCUAGUACAAUAGGCAAGUUCAAUUCUCCUUUGCUCAUAGCUUUCUCUAAAUUAUAGAUGAUAUUACUCAAUUUCAACAAAAUGAAAGAGAGACUUUCUAUGAUGCUCGGAGGAGAUUUCAGGAGUACAUCAAGGUAUGCCCCCAUCAUUGAUUUACACUAGAGCAGAUUGCAAAGUACUUCUCGAAAGGUCCAGAUCGAGACACCAAGCUUACGGUAAACCAGUCGGCCAAUUGAGAUUUCACAACAAUGAUGAGAGUGCAAUGCCAAGAACAUUUUGCCACACUAGCAAGAAAGUCAAAGAACUAAUCCAAGCGUCCAUCAAUGAUAAAACCAUUCACAGUUGUCUAAGGAAGGGAGGAUGAAGUCACCACCCUCUGUGCACACAUGAAUGAGUUGACCCAUCAACUCAAGAAAGCUUCAAUGGAGCCAAAGAAUGGAUCGGUGGCAUCCUUGUUCAUUUGUGAAGCUUGAGGAGAAGAAGGCCAUGAAGGUUUCAACUACAAUAGCCAAUGAGGGCAAGAACUUGCUAAUGUCAACUAUACAAACCAAGGAUAUCAAUCGAUACCUCAACAAGAGAGCUAUCCUCUUUAUCAAAUAUUCAACCAACCGCACAUACCAUUUGGUCAAUGGCUUGCCCCAGGAGGAAAGAAGCUUGAAGACUACCCCAACAUCACAUCUACCGAUACACCUUAUGAAAGCGAAAUGGCAAAAGAAACCAAGUCCGCUUUGAUUUCGAAGUUAACCUCAAUAUAAGGCGCAAGGAGAAGUUGCCUCCAACCAACAACCCACUAGAUUCGAUAAGCAGAAGGCAAUAGUGAUAGAACUGCAAACGAGCUACAAGAACCUCAAAAGUCACAAGACAACGACAAGUUGAUUUUUUUUAAGUCCGUUAGUGAAAUAGAAGGGAAAAUGGAAGGACACAUUAUUGACUUACAUGGUAUCCCGUACCCUAAAUUGACUUUAGUGAUACUCUUCUCCCAGUUCUCAAAGUUUAAUGGUAUGUGGUUACUUUCCAUCUAUGGUGUAAACUCCGUUAAAGCUUUGAAUGAAAAUUGGCUAUACAACAUCGAUAGCUGUCUAUAUAGGUGUAUUUUACCUUAAAUAUAUCACGCUUAAGAUU